AGGGGGGUGCCGGACCGUCCACGCCCAGGGCGGCGGGCGCCUGCUGACGGAUCGCCGCGUGGGCCCUCCCCCUGGGCCCGCGAGCGGGAGGAGGAGGGCUUAUCUGGCGGCGGCGCGGGCGGCCAGGGCAUUGCGCGCGGGAGGGGGAGCCGCACGCGACCCGCGGGGACCGGAGCCUCCGCCGCGCCGUCCGCGCCCUCCGCCCGCCGCCCGUCCCGCGCGGCCUCGCCCGGCGCAUCCGCACAGACAUGCACCGGCGGCCGGGCGGCCCCCGCGGCCGCGCCGCCCUCGCGCCGGGGCUCUGAGCGCGGGCCGCCCCCAUGAGCACCGAGCGCUGAGCCGCCGGACGCACCGGCCGCCGCCAUGCGCUGGGCCUGGGCCGCCGCCCUGGGCCUCCUCUGGCCGCAGCUCGCGCUCCUCGGCGCCGUCGGGGCGCGGCGGGAGCAGAAGCGGCCGCGGCAGCCGGGUCCGCGCGCCGAACCCCGCAACGCCACCGCGGCCGGCAGCGAGGGCCCGCCCGGGCCCCCCAAGCUGCCCGAGGCCUCGGGGCCCGAGUUCUCAGAUGCCCACACCACGUGGCUGAACUUCGUCCGGCGGCCGGAUGACGGGGCCUUGAAGAAGCGGUGCCGAGGCCGGGACAAGAAGUCGCGAGGCCUCUCUGGCCCCCCCGGCCCCCCCGGCCCCCCGGGACCCCCUGGGCCCGCGGGCGCGGAAGUCACCCGGGAGGUUCUGCUGCAGGAGUUUCAGGAGAUGCUGAGAGAGGCCGCCGAGCGCCGGUUCGCGGGGGCAUGGGGCUCGCUGCUGCCCGAGGGGCCGGGCCGGCGGCUGGUGGCCGAGGCCUUCCACUGCCGGCUGCGGGGCCCGGUGCCCGUGGACAAGAAGACGCUGGUGGAGCUGCAGGGCUUCCAGGCCCCCACCGCCCAGGGCGCCUUCCUGCGGGGCUCGGGCCUGAGCCUGGCCUCCGGCCGAUUCACCGCCCCGGUCGCCGCCAUCUUUCAGUUCUCGGCCAGCCUGCACCUGGACCACAGGGGCCUGCAGGGCCGGGCGCGGGCCCGGGACACGGUGCGGGUGCUCGUCUGCAUCGAGAGCCUGUGCCAUCGCCACACGUCGCUGGAGGCCGUCUCGGGGCUGGAGGGCAGCGGCAGGAUCUUCACGGUGCUGGUGCAUGGGCUGCUCCAGCUGCAGGCCGGACAGUACGCCUCCGUCUUUGUGGACAACGGCUCUGGGGCGCCGCUCACCGUGCAGAGCGGCUCCAGCUUCUCCGGCCUCCUGCUGGGCGCCUGAGGACGGCCGGCGCCCGUCCGCGCUGCCCUCUGUGCCAAGUGUGGUCACGCAAUAAAGAGCCCCAGCCCG
Molecule: messenger RNA, 1353 nt
Organism: Pipistrellus kuhlii (Kuhl's pipistrelle)
Lineage: Eukaryota; Metazoa; Chordata; Mammalia; Chiroptera; Vespertilionidae
Gene: C1QTNF12
Product: C1q and TNF related 12
Exons: 8
Coding region: 364-1284 (306 amino acids)
Biological process (GO): negative regulation of gluconeogenesis; positive regulation of D-glucose import across plasma membrane; positive regulation of insulin receptor signaling pathway
Molecular function (GO): hormone activity
Source: RefSeq, a predicted model, not a curated record